Artibeus jamaicensis (Jamaican fruit-eating bat) is the source of this 794-nucleotide messenger RNA. RefSeq names its product retinol binding protein 1 (gene RBP1). Gene Ontology annotation, molecular function: fatty acid binding. Gene Ontology annotation, cellular component: cytosol; nucleus. NCBI's taxonomy places the organism in Eukaryota, Metazoa, Chordata, Mammalia, Chiroptera, Phyllostomidae. The coding region runs from base 199 to 606 and encodes 135 amino acids. The record is from RefSeq and is a predicted model, not a curated record. The transcript is spliced from 4 exons. Gene Ontology annotation, biological process: fatty acid transport; retinoic acid biosynthetic process; vitamin A metabolic process.
AGGAGGAGCGACGGCUACAAUGGAUCCUCCUGCGCGCUUUGUGCGCGCUCUCCCGGAAUCCAGCUGUCGCCGCCCCACUUGAGGGCGCACAUUUCCGGGCUGCCCACCAGCCGGGUCGCUUCGGUAGCCGCUGCCCCGGCAGAGCCUAGAGCUGCUCCCGCCCGAUCCGUGGCCGUCCGGCCCCAGUCGCCCCGCGAAAUGCCAGUCGACUUCACCGGGUACUGGAAGAUGCUGGCCAACGAGAAUUUCGAGGAGUACCUGCGCGCCCUCGAUGUCAAUGUGGCCUUGCGCAAAAUCGCCAACUUGCUGAAGCCAGACAAAGAGAUCGUACAGGAUGGUGACCACAUGAUCAUCCGGACGCUGAGCACUUUUAGGAACUACAUCAUGGACUUCCAGGUUGGGAAGGAGUUUGAGGAGGAUCUGACGGGCAUAGAUGACCGCAAGUGCAUGACCACGGUGAGCUGGGACGGGGACAAGCUCGAGUGUGUGCAGAAGGGUGAGAAGGAGGGACGAGGCUGGACCCAGUGGAUUGAGGGUGACGAGCUGCACCUGGAGAUGAGAGUGCAGGGUGUGGUCUGCAAGCAAGUGUUCAAGAAGGUGCACUGAAGCCUGGGUCGGGCUUGGUCUAGAGGAAUGAGUGGCACGGACGUGUGGGCCAGGAUCCCACUCUUUGCACAGCAUGGGGCAGAAACGUCCAGCCACCUCCAGGUAUCUGUUAGCAUUCUGUCUCUUGGCUUUAUCUCUUUUCCCUUUCUUAAAACAAAACCAACCCAAUAAAAGUGAUCUCUACUCAA